UGCAGUGAAGUACAACAACAUAUGCCCUAGAGACUGAAUGGUUUACAGUUUAAGUGGAAGGUUGUAGUGAAGGAUGAGGGUACAGAAGUUGUAGCCUUUUAUUUCUACAAUGUAACGCAAACUGCUAAAAAAAUAGUGUCGGAGAACAACAAGGCAGGUCGACUCUGCCUUUGAGCAGUUGCACUUUUCUUCCUCUCUUAGGAAUUUGUAGGGACGUUUUGAGAGAGUUUAGCGAGGAACAAAGAUGAUGAAUUUUCCCCGCAGAUCAUGCAUCCCUUGAAAGACGAGCCCACUUCUGAUAAAGGUUUCCCGGUUAAACAGACUGGAUAAUUGAUGACUUAUCAGGAAAAAUAGGAAGCAUGGAAGAUCAACAAGAAAAGACAUCAUACAAUGAAAGUGAAGCUGGAUCUCCUAAAGAAUCAGAAAUGGAACAUGAGACACAAACAACUCAUUCACUUCUGUCACCAGUGACUGCAAGAGAUGUUGAUUUAAAUGUACUUAAUCCUGUUGAUAAUCCUGAGUUAACAGAGGAUGAAACAGAGACUUCACAAAUUCCAGCCACCAGCCAGGAACUUGUUUCAGAAAACUGUGAGCCAGGUGGUAUUUUAAAUGAAUUCCCUAGUUUGCAGGAAGGCACUGCUGAAGAUUAUGUUAGGGAUUCUGUCGAGAAUGUGCCUUUGAAUGAUUCAGACUCUGUGGUGCACACAGGUAUGGAAUAUGAUUCUUUAGAGCAACAUGCUGUUCUGGAAAUUUCACAAGCAGAAGAAAGUAUGGAAAAUGAACCUAGUCAUCCAUCUGCAGUUCCUUCUGGUAGUCACUCAGAGAGAGAAGGCUCUCCUGUGGGGAAAAUUGUUACAAAUUUGGAUGUGCUACAGGAUACAACUGUUACAGUAAAAAUAAUGGCGCUCCCUGAUGACCAUGUGGCUACCAUCGCUUUUGCCAUAGGACGUACAAUAGGAAAUCUGAAAGAAUAUUUUGCUGCAGAACUCAAAAUACCAGAACAUGUUAUCCAGAUCAUGUUUAAUGGAAAAAUGGUUGAUGACUCGGAGACACUGCUACGUCUUGGUGUUAGACCUCAUGGGACAAUUCAGCUUGAGAUGUCCUCUACAGAUCCUGAAAACUAUCCAAUCAAAUCAUUGAAACUGCAGCAAGAAUACAACAUGCCUGAUGUGAUAACUGUCAGAGUCCAGACAGAUGCUGGAACAUUUCAAGAUGUAGUUGUUGAAAUUGAGAGACCUACUCGUCAGAAACCAUUUCUAGGGGGAUACAGACAUAAGAUCUCUGGGCUAGAGUUUCAUCAUGCAGGAACACAGACCAUUCCAAAAAGGAGACCAGACAAAGGAAUUGAAACAUUUUGUCGAGAUACACAGACUGUUGAAGAAAAACAUCAGCAUCAGCAGACAACAAGUGACACCUCUACACAGAUGACUAAGAUUGGAUGUUAUGUGGCAAACAUGAAAGACAAAUUAAUAACCCCAGGAAAGUAUUUCACAGCUGCAGAGUACCAUGCCCGGAGGCUCAAGGCAGUAAUAAUAUUACAAAAAUAUUUAAGGCGCUUCUUGGCAAAGAAAUUGGUAGAACAACUAAGAGAAGAAAAACUGAAGCGAGAAGAGUGGGUGAGAAUGGAGGAUCAGAGGAAGAAAAAAGAAAAGGAAGACAGACUGAAACGAGAAUAUGAGAGGAGAAUGAACCCCAAAACAAGAGAUGACUUUGACCUACUCUACCACGCCUUGGAACAAUGGAGGCUUGAAGAAGUUGAACGCAUCAAUGAUACUCUGCAAGGAGCUGAGAGAAAAGCUGCUCUUUGUGCCCUGCUGGAACAAGAAACACAGCUGAUUGCUUCCAUUGGCAGACACAAACUAGAUGCUGAUAUAGAAAAUGGAGUGAAACAAGUAAUGGCUUUAUUAAACAAGUGUGCAGAGCCAAAGAAAUGGAAAGCGUUCAAUGGAAAAUCUAUUGAAAUGGAUACCCAGUAUACAAUUCGUGCUCGAGAACUCCGUGACAUUUAUUUCAGCAUUAAUAUGAACUAUCUCUCACAAGAUGAAAGGCUGGAUGCACUUUUAACACUGAAACACACUGUAAAGGAGCAUAACUGCAAGCUGACUCAAGAACUGGUUGAACUAAUUGACAGAGAAGCUGAUCUUUUAAUGAGAGGUGUCAAAGAUACUAAUCUGGAUGGACUGAGAAAAAGGAUAGCUACACUGUUUCUUCAGUAUAUCAAAACCCCAACAUUUAAUCCUGAAGUUGCCAGAUUGCUUAAGGUUCCACAAGAUCCAACUAAGUUGCGUAAAAAUGUUUACUUCUGUCCCAGUUGCAGAAACUACCUGCUCUCAACAGAAUUUCCCCUUAGUGCUAAUUCUCGUGUAGUUGGUAGAUGUCGCCAGUGCACCAGACUGGAUAAUGAAGCCCGUCUCCGUGAGGACUUAUCCAAAUACAAGCUUAUGCUGAAAAAUCUAUGUAAGGCAGAAACAGACUAUGGUGAUGAAUCCAAAAUUGCAAUGUUACUUCAGGAACAGGAUUUACAGUACCUGGUUGAAAAUAUUUGGGCGUGUCAGUCAGCUCUGAGUGCCUGCAAUGAUCUGGUUGAUCUAGUGCUGAUCAGAUGGGAUAAAUACUACGAAUGGUCUCCUUGGAACUGUAUUCUUCUCACAAAGGAUGAGGCUGCUGCUCAUCUUAAACUGGAUAAUGCUAUUCAGGCUUACGGAGUUCUGUUUAUUCGGAAGAUCAAACAUAAGCACACCUUAGCAAAAAAUUACUUCUCCCAGAUACCAGCUAUGGCUCCUUUUCUUCAGAAUCAAGGGUCAUAUCAGUCGCUUCUUGGAAAUGAAUUGCUAAUAGCUAAAACAAAUCCAGCAACAACUCAAGUUUAGUGUCGUAUCAUCCUGGACUAAUAAUAUCAGGAUCUAAAACAUUUAUGUGCCACUGUAAAACAUGGGCAAAAACAGUUCAAAUGAACCUGCAUUGGAUGCAGUACCAAUUAUAAUGCCUAAGCAAGUUAAGCUUAUAACAUCUGCUGCAUUUCUAGAAUAUCUAUUGAGCACCCUGUUACAGUUUCCUUAUAUUUUUACUACAUUUUUCAAAGAUAUUUUCUGUUAGCAGAGAGCUAAUUAAUGUUGGUGCUGAAAAUCUGACUUCAUUCCUUUUGAAGUUAUUACUUUCAUAGUGCAGAGGGAGGUAUCAAAACUCUCUUGAAUGUGCUCCAUUUUGAGAAGUAUCUUCUGAUGUCCCAGGAUUUAAAUUUUAUAUUUUUUGAUAUUAAAGAAAAUGUUACUUUUAAGCUCUAUUGAUUAAAACUUACAUAUAAAUAAUAGCCAUUAAAGGGUUUCCAGCACUUGCAGUAUAUUGGUUGUGGGGACACUUAGGUCUGAUGUCCCAGACUCACUGCUGUUAAUUCCAUAAUGGUUUACUCAAGUUAGAAAAUAGCACCUAGCUCUGCAUAGAUGUUAAGGUUGAAAUUAGUACACCAAAAAAAUAAAAUAUGUAUUUCAAAUG
This is a messenger RNA of Protopterus annectens (West African lungfish), 3492 nucleotides long. RefSeq names its product IQ motif and ubiquitin domain containing (gene IQUB). The transcript is spliced from 13 exons. Gene Ontology annotation, biological process: cilium assembly. Gene Ontology annotation, cellular component: motile cilium; acrosomal vesicle. The record is from RefSeq and is a predicted model, not a curated record. Bases 360 to 2870 code for a protein of 836 amino acids. Gene Ontology annotation, molecular function: protein binding. Lineage: Eukaryota; Metazoa; Chordata; Ceratodontiformes; Protopteridae.